Messenger RNA from Ogataea angusta, 471 nucleotides. RefSeq lists its product as uncharacterized. The record is from RefSeq and is a predicted model, not a curated record. Lineage: Eukaryota; Fungi; Ascomycota; Pichiomycetes; Pichiales; Pichiaceae. Gene Ontology annotation, cellular component: ribosome. Bases 1 to 471 code for a protein of 156 amino acids. Gene Ontology annotation, molecular function: structural constituent of ribosome. The transcript has a single exon. Gene Ontology annotation, biological process: translation.
AUGUCGCUUGUGAAUCUCGCCAACGUCGGAGCGCAUCUGCAGAACUGCUCCAUGGCCAGAUUGCCGCUGGCAAAAAUACCAUACACAAAGUUGCACCUGAAAGUGGCGCUAGGGCUUUACAAGGAAGGUUUUAUCGACUCCGUUACUAGAGGCUCCACUGCCGGUCCAGACCUCAAACCGGUGGAGGUUACCUACGACAAUAUUGCUACACGGAGACUUUGGCUGGGCCUUAAGUACCGUAACGGUCAGCCCGUGCUGAGCAAAUUCACCUUGAUCUCCAAACCUAAUAGAAGGGUGUUUGUGUCUGUGCCAGAAUUGGAGCAACUGGCCUCAGGAAAGAAUUUGAGAUACAUUCCACAGCUAAAACCAGGCGAGAUUGUAUUUGUGAAGACAAAAGACAAAGAGGUGAUGACCAUGAUCGAGGCUUUGAAAAGAAACCUCGAGUGCGAAUUAUUGUGCAGAGUUCGUUAA